AUGACGUCAUAUAUACAUGACGUCAUACGAAUUGUUUCAGUGUUAAAGUUUUGUUUACUAGCCUGCACGUUUGCUAACAAGUUCAAUAAUCACAGACGCAGAUUGCUUUGGAUUCCGUACGUUUAUGAUGUCACAUGUUAAGUCAGGAAGCACAUAGAAAUUAGAGCAAAAACGAAAACAAGAAAACGAGAAGACAUCUGCAAUGGCAGACGAAGAACUUCUCACAGAUAUCAACCCUAUACAUCUGGAGGCGAGAGCUCCUGCUGAGUCCUGUAUCGCCGACGAAUUGAGGCCCGUAGCACCAGAUGACUUACAGUUAGAAUCGCAGAGAUCGCUCAUGUCAGGUCCGCCGCUUUAUGUCGUGGCAGACAAUGAGUCGGGGGAGAUGUUGGAUUGGAAUUCCUCAGCUGACGAUCCAGCUAAGAGUGCAGCAGAAAGCAAUGAGUUAGAACAUCCAGACGAGAACACACUUGUGUCGAUGGGUUCGGAACACCGUAUGAAGAGAAGACUAUCGUCGAAGGGUUCGAUACAUCAUGUAGGAGAUAUGUAUAGCGGGUCGGCCGUAGGGGCGGAGGUCUCCUACGUACGUAAACCACCAUCGGACGUACCUAAAGUUACCGUAGGCUCACAGACGUCGCCGUAUCUGUAUAAGUCAAACAAAGCAAGAAAGAGCAUAGACAUAGCACCUCCAGUCUUGUCGAUGCAUAGCAUAACGCCAGAUGAAGAAAAGGCAGUGGAUAUUGCCCCUCCGGAUACAACAGAAGCAGACUUAGCAUUAGAGAAAGCCAGACAAGAAGCACUCGAGAAGGAAAGGGAAGAAGCACUUGAGAGAGAAAGGCAAGAAGCACUUGAGAGAGAACGGCAAGAAGCACUUGAGAGAGAAAGGCAAGAAGCGCUUGAGAGAGAAAGGCAAGAAGCACUUGAGAGAGAAAGACAAGAAGCACUUGAGAGAGAAAGGCAAGAAGCCCUCGAGAGAGCCAGGGAAGAAGAACUCGAGAGAGAGAGGCAAGAAGCACUUGAAAGAGAGAGGCUGGAGGCACUCGAGAGAGCCAAGCAAGAAGAACUCGAGAGAGCCAGGCAAGCGGCGAAAGAGAGAGCAAGGUUGGCCGCAGAAAGGAGAAAGGAGCUUGCCCGCAAGUUAAGGAUGAUCAGGGAUGCACUCUUACUGUUAUUGCUUCUUGUUGGUCUCGGAGCUGCCAUGUAUUAUGUCUUGUUUAUGCGAGCGCAUCCCCCUCCUACAACUAUAAGUGGACUAAACUUUAUAUGCAGGCUUAAAAGGUGAGACAGACAAGAUUUCAGUCUGUAUUGACACCAGAGGAACUCGAUUCUCUAAUGAUGUCAUACAAAACAAAUGUGUAUGGCGUUGCCACAGCGUUGGAUUAUCAGAGUCUCGAGUCUAGAUUCUAAACGUUUUGCAAGCACCGGACCAGAACAGGGCGGUAUCCGUGUUUAGGUGCCGGGCCAGACCAGGGCGAUAUCCGUGUUUGGGGGCCGGGCCAGACCAGGGUGGUAUCCAUGUUUGGGGAUAUUGUUCUGAUCUAUUUUAGAGUCUAACCUCAAUUCCCUGACGUAUACAAUUCUCCGAGAGUCUUGAAUCUAGGGUCUAGAGUCUAGACUCUAAAUGUUUUGUGAGCACCAGGCCAGAUCAGGGCGGUAUCCGUAUUUAGGGCAAUGUUUUGAUCUUGUAACAUCAAGGGGAGAUAACAACAUCUAUGUAUACCUGGAGGAUAGGCACCGGGUGAUAAAUAUAUACAAUCUCGAGGGAAAUAACAACAUAUAUGUAUACCUGGAGGAUAGGCACCGGGUGCUAAAUAUAUACAGUAAUCUCGAUUCUCAUUUAUACAUUAUAAUUGGAAUUUAAAAACUAAAAACAAAAGCGCCCGACGAACAAAAUAGUAAAUAAGCUGUAGCAUUAGAAGACAAUCCAUCUUCCCUUCUUGUUAUCCGGUGACCCACGAAUGGUGUAUAUCAAAGGUCAUGGAAUGUGCUGUCCUGUCUGAUGAAAGUUACGUAUAACAGAAUCCUUGCUGCUGUGAGAUAGAAGCAUCCAUUUUUUGGCUUCUUUUUUUUGUAUUUUUUUUGUUUUGUGUUUUUUGUGUUUUUUUGAGGGGAGAUCUUGUUUUGUUUCUUGUUUUGUUUUGUUUUAUUUCCUCUUUCUGUCGUUAAGCACCCUGGAUGUAUUUAGAAUUUUGAUAUUUAUAUUUUUGCACGGCCCUUUGCACUGUGCUUUAAUGUAACUUUAUAAUUUUUAAUUUUGAUAUUUAUAUCUUUGCACGGCCCUUUGCACUGUGCUUUAAUGUAGCUUUAUAAUUAUUAAUAUUGAUAUUGACCAUUGAUUCAUGUUUAUAUUUGUCAUUGUUUGACGCCCAAUAGCCGAUAUAUAUUUUGUGUGUGCUGUGGUGUCGUAAAAUGUUCGUUCAUUCAUUUAAGGAAAUAUUCCAUUUCUUCCUGUUUGUUUUGGGGUUGUUGUUGGGUGUUUCUUUGGUUUCUUAUAUGUAUGUAUAUAUAUAUAUGUAUUUCGAUAAUGUGCAAUAAAUAUUUAUAAUUUUUAAAA
Molecule: messenger RNA, 2554 nt
Organism: Gigantopelta aegis
Lineage: Eukaryota; Metazoa; Mollusca; Gastropoda; Neomphalida; Peltospiridae
Exons: 2
Coding region: 203-1282 (359 amino acids)
Source: RefSeq, a predicted model, not a curated record